UUAUUUGUAAGUGAAAGAUUUUGUAGGUUUGGACCAAAUAAGGUCGCAUGGAAACAUUCAUUAACUGACAGGGGAUGGUUCGAAGGACCCUCAGGAGUUGCGAGCCGCAACCCUAGCGGAACGUAACAAAUAGUCUACUAUACGCAUAUGAUGCACGAAUUAAUUAACCAACACUCCCACCGCAAUCACCAAUGCGGUCAGCGUAGAGCCGAUGCCUGCGGCUCCAUUGAAGUUAGGUACUGUGAUAGUGAUCGGCGGUCGAGUAGAAGAGGUAGACCUCGGGAUCGACGUGGUAAGCGUGGAAGUCGAAGGGGCACUGGUCGUCCCAGUUGUCGAGGUGACACUUGUCGUCAUAGUUGUCGAAGUGGAAGUCGACGACGACGACGUGAGUGGAGGGGUGAUGGUACAGUUCGCUGGCCAUGGCUCGCACGUACAGGACGCAGUUGUGGUGGAUACAGUUGCACUAGUCGUAGCUUUCGUGGAAGUACGAGGAUUCGUGGAGCUAGAUCCCGUCGUGGAAAAUGAUGGCGUAGUUUGUACCAUAGUAGAGGCAUUAACUGGAGUCGCAUACGAUCCAGUUGUAGACCCAACUGUAGUAGAGGCCGCAGUCGUAGCAGCUGUAGACCCAGCUAUAGUGAAGGCCGUAGUCGCAGCAGUUGUAGAUCCAGCUGUAGUAGAGGCUGGAGUCGUAACAUUAGCUGGAGUCGUGGACGAAGCGGUCGUAGGCUUAGUUGAAGUGAGUGGAGGUAAAGUCGUGCGACACUGUAUAGGUAUAGGCGGGCAUUCACAACGACCCGUUGUGUGUGCAGGAGUACUGGAGAAUGUGCUCGACGACGGCGAAGUUGGAGUAGUGUGUGGCCCUCGCGUAGUAGUAGUGACUUUGCUCGCCGUAGUAGAUGCUGGGCUAGAGGAGCUUCCGAUGGUUGUGAGAGGCCUACCAGAUGUGGGUGUCUGAGGCGAACCACAGGGAACAGGCACACCAUCACACAAUCCGGUCGUGAGGUUGCACUUGCUGUCAGGUUUGCGAGUCACAGCUGCACAGUAGUCAUCCCAGGCGGAUUGGUCGAGAUCAGUAUUAACCCCUUGAGAUAGCACCAGGGACAACGCUGAAGCGUAGAGAAUACACAGACGAGUGGCCAUCGGGACAGUUGAC
This is a messenger RNA of Perkinsus marinus ATCC 50983, 1153 nucleotides long. RefSeq lists its product as hypothetical. Lineage: Eukaryota; Perkinsozoa; Perkinsida; Perkinsidae. The transcript has a single exon. The record is from RefSeq and is a predicted model, not a curated record. The coding region runs from base 212 to 955 and encodes 247 amino acids.